AUGGAUGUCAAAGCAUAUGAAUCGGCGGGAUAUAUGCUGACCGGAUACAACAACAACAACAACAACAUUAAUCACGGACAUGCUUCAAUUCAUCCUGAAUUCAACGACGAUAACUCGUCAACCUCCUCUGGUAUGUCUAGCAAAGAAUCCAGCUCACCAGCCGCUGCCGGAGUCCGCACCACCGGAAGUAGCCCAGCUGAGUACCGCGAGUAUACGCCGGCACAGACCGAGUACUCGAUGUUUACGCAGCACCAUAGCGUUCCAUACCACACACAGGGACAGAACAUGCCAAUGUGUUUUCCGUCUGUUUAUCAGAAUUAUAACCCGAUUGGAUGUUCGCCAAAUGCCGAAGCGCUUAAGACGAAUACCGGAAGUGGCGCCAGCCGUCAGGAGCCGUACCCAACGAGGAACAGCAAGAAGCAGAGGCGCGAGCGGAUAACGUUCUCGAAAACGCAACUCGACAUUCUGGAGACCCUUUUUACGAAGACGCAGUACCCGGAUGCGUUUAUGAGAGAAGAAGUUGCGAAGAAAAUCGAUAUCUCAGAAAACAGAGUUCUUGUCUGGUUUAAAAACAGGCGUGCGAAGUGCCGGAACCAAGAUGAAAGUAAGUGUGCUAAUGCCAACGGCGAGCCAUCUGGACGGGCCACAAAGAAACCUUUUCGACUGCCUAAUGGCGCUUCAAAUGUUCAAGCAGCUAAUUCACAGCACGGCAACGCACAGCGGGUCAACUAUGUUACCAAAGGACAGGUAUCAACCACUGCAAUGUGGAACCCAAGUGCGACCGCUGCGUCUGAGUGGAAUCGCAGCGAUACCAACCUUCCGGUUUCGAACACGUUCAUCGGCGCGUAUGGUGGCGCAUACACAUCUGCUAUGUUUCACAAUAACGGUCAUGGGCUAACCGGAAGUCAGGACCCGGAAAUGCUCUCGGAAUACAACUACGUGUAUUCAAGCGUGCCGUUCAAAGGGGCGUACAGUCAUGAUGAUAUUCGGGGGAUCCAACAUUCGGGUCAGCAGUGGAUGGAAGCAUAA
Dreissena polymorpha is the source of this 1029-nucleotide messenger RNA. RefSeq names its product homeobox protein ceh-17-like. The record is from RefSeq and is a predicted model, not a curated record. Gene Ontology annotation, biological process: regulation of transcription by RNA polymerase II. Gene Ontology annotation, cellular component: nucleus. NCBI's taxonomy places the organism in Eukaryota, Metazoa, Mollusca, Bivalvia, Myida, Dreissenidae. The coding region runs from base 1 to 1029 and encodes 342 amino acids. Gene Ontology annotation, molecular function: DNA-binding transcription factor activity, RNA polymerase II-specific; RNA polymerase II cis-regulatory region sequence-specific DNA binding. The transcript has a single exon.